AUGGAUGUAAAAAAUGCAUUUCUCCAUGGAGAAUUACAAGAGGAAGUGUACAUGCAACCACCACCAGGUUAUGGUCAAGCUCAAAAUGGUGACAGUGCAACUGAGAUUGCAGCCUUGAUGCAAUCUCUACACGAAACCUUUGCCAUCAAGGACCUUAGGAGGCUAAAGUAUUUUCUUGGCAUAGAAAUGGCUAAUUCUUCCAAAAGGUUGUUCCUAAAUCAAAGGAAAUAUGUAACUGAUAUUCUCAAGGAGACAAAUUUUCUGGAUUGCAAACCUGUAGCCUCUCCAAUUGACAGCAAACUCAAGUUUACCAUAAAUGGGGAAACUCUUCAUAAUGUGAGUUAUUAUCAAAGACUAGUUGGUAAGCUAAUUUACCUCACCAUCACUCGCCUUGACAUCACUUAUGGAAUAGGGAUAGUUAGUCAGUUUAUGCAUUCUUCCACCAUUGAUCAUCUCAACAUUAUUAAAUGGAUUCUUCAUUAUCUUAAAGGGUCCAUUGGGAGAGGAAUUCUCAUACAAAAUAACCAAUUUACAAGCAUAAGUGGUUACACUGAUGCUGAUUGGGCAGGCAAUGCCAUUGAUAUAAGGUCCACAAUAGGUUAUUGCACGUUUGUGGGAGGCAAUAUUGUAACCUGGAAAAGCAAGAAGCAAUAG
Messenger RNA from Pyrus x bretschneideri (Chinese white pear), 654 nucleotides. RefSeq lists its product as uncharacterized. The transcript has 2 exons. NCBI's taxonomy places the organism in Eukaryota, Viridiplantae, Streptophyta, Magnoliopsida, Rosales, Rosaceae. The record is from RefSeq and is a predicted model, not a curated record. Bases 1 to 654 code for a protein of 217 amino acids.